UCUGCCACUAGUCUAUCACAAAUUACGAAACUCAAAGCUUUGCACACCUCUGCCUUCGAGGCAAUGUACAACACAGAAGAGUUUGUAGAAUUGAAAAAGUACAAUCGCUUCAAAAUAAGAGAGCUUAAAGCGGUAUCAUAUAUUUUAGGCAUAAACUAUGGCUCGGAAACGUCAUUAAAAAAAUUUCUUCGAGUGCUAAAUCUACUGCUUAUCAUCAUAUGUGGCAUUUCGUUGUAUCCACGAUGGUUGAUGCUAGAAAGGGCUGAUGGUGAUGUGCCGCUAAUUGCAGAGACCAUCACCACAAUAUUGCAAACAACUACAAGCAUGGUUAAAAUGACCUUCUGUCUGUUUAUGCAAGGCCAGUGUUGUGCAUUACUUAAGAAGGCUGAAAACUAUGAGCUGCUUCAAGGAAUGAAGAUCUUCUCGACUGAUAUGUGCAUUAAAACUGAGUUGAAAAAUGAGAUAAACUCGAUUAUGGAAACUAUAUGGAUGGAAUCAAGGCGACAACUUUUAAGCUGUCUCAUAACUUGUUCGUGCAUUCUUAGUAACUAUUUUCUCUACGCCUUCUUCACAAACUUGUACCACCAAAUAAAGAAGACGCCGAACUAUGUACAUAUAUUACCUUUUACCGGUUUCCCAAUGUUUCUGGAUAAGGGCAUGACCUCGCCUUAUUAUGCCGUGGAAAUGUUCAUCGGCGGAUCUUCACUACUCACGUGUGGCAUGUGUUCAGUCAGCUUUCAUUGCAUUUUUAUGAUCCUUUGCAAACAUGCUUGUGGACUAGUUAAGGUACUCUGCGCCAUUCUGUUGCAAUCCACCUCACCCCAUGUUCCAGCUCAUCGGCGUGAUGAAUAUUUGCGUUACUGCGUGAUCCAACAUCAAGAGACUCUGCGGUUUAUAAAUGACAUCAAUGAGCUUUUUAAACACAUCACUCUUUCACAUUUCCUUCAUAGCUUGGCUAUAUAUGGACUUGUGCUUUUCGAAAUGAACUUUGGAUUAGAAACAAAUAAAACAACAUUUGUUCGUAUGAUUAUGUAUAUCGGAGCUGCCCUCACCGUGGAUUCCAUGUAUUACGUAAAUGGCCAAUUUUUAGUUACAGAGUUGGAAAAAAUUCCCUUAGUUUGCUACAGUUGCGAUUGGUUUAAUGAAUCUGAAGGUUUCAAGAAAACACUGAACAUGAUCAUUAUGCGAUCCAAUAAAGAUUUCUGUUUUCAAAUAUCCUGGUUCGGCGUAAUGUCCUUGACCACAUUAAUGGGUAUAUUAAAAGCCAGUUUUUCAUAUUUCUUGAUUCUUCGAGAUAUAACGGAUGAAAUAAACUAAGAUUGAAACAGUUAUUAAAAUAUACGACCUAAUGUUUUGAAACUUGGGGUAUAUAAAUUAUCCCUUUCGCUGCAGAGAAAAACAAGAAUUAAAAAAAAAAACAAGAAUUUGCUCUUGCUCCAUUUCAGAAGGAUAACAAACAAGUAUGGAAGGGCUAAGUUUGGGUGUAACCGAACAUUUCAUACUCUUGGAUCAAAGCCGGAGAAAUACCUUCAGGCGUUGGCAAAACUUCAUAUUAAAAAAUUUUGCGAAUUAGUUUGAUACUCAUUAUUCGACGAAAUCGUUUUAUAAGUUACAUUAUAAGUCAUAGACUAUGUUUCACUUCACGUCAGCAAAAAUUUUAUUAAAAUUAUCGUCAAAUAUAUCAGAUAUAUCUGACAUAAACUUAACCGAAGAGGCUUAUAUAAUAUAAAUAGUUGAGGUUCAAAACUUCAACUAGAAUAUCGGAAUCGACGAUAUUAGCGAUUUGAAGUUAAGACCAAGGUGUAGACUCACUCCAUUCGUGUUCAGCGUUAAAGCGUUAAUAUCAUAUAAUCAGGAUUGUUAAAAUAACGGAAAUUAUUAAAUGUAUUUUAGUAUAAUAAAAUUUCACAUAUUAUCUGCAUUAAACUAUAGUAUAUCCAAUAUUAUAUGUUCAGGUCAUUUUGCUAAGAUAUUUUACCUUACAUACUGACCGAUAUAUAUGGUAUAAGGCCAACCGGAAGUUUGAUAAUCUU
This is a messenger RNA of Bactrocera oleae (olive fruit fly), 2033 nucleotides long. Its product is annotated as odorant receptor 63a. The record is from RefSeq and is a predicted model, not a curated record. Gene Ontology annotation, biological process: sensory perception of smell; detection of chemical stimulus involved in sensory perception of smell. NCBI's taxonomy places the organism in Eukaryota, Metazoa, Arthropoda, Insecta, Diptera, Tephritidae. Gene Ontology annotation, cellular component: plasma membrane. Gene Ontology annotation, molecular function: odorant binding; olfactory receptor activity.